UCCCUCGGACACUGCGGAUCACCGAUCCACGGAAAGAGCCGAAGAUGUUGGCUCGGUCAUGUGAUCAGCUGUGUCCAAUCACAGCUGAUCACAUGGGACAUGUACACUGAUCAUCAGAGCACUGAUGAUCAGUGUGCCCUUUCAAUCAAUGUAGCCCCAGUAGUGCCACCUGUCAAUGCUCAUCAGUGCCAUGUGCCAGUGCUGAUCAGUGCCACAUCAAUACCACAUAUCAGUGCCCAUCUGAGCUGCCUUUCAGUGUCAGCCGUUAGUGCCCACCUAUCAAUGCCUAUCAGUGCCACCUAUCAGUGCCACCUAUCAGUGCCCAUCAGUGCCGCCUAUCAGUGCCUGUCAGUACCGCCUAACAGUGCCAGUCAG
Molecule: messenger RNA, 375 nt
Organism: Staurois parvus
Lineage: Eukaryota; Metazoa; Chordata; Amphibia; Anura; Ranidae
Source: the annotation of a GenBank genome assembly